GAAAUUCUGUGACCGGAAAUGUUUUAUUAUUGUUGCUGACGAGACGCUGAUAAAGAUUUGUUACUUAUUAUUCUCAGACGGAGUAGCUACAAACAACGACAUAGAAACCAUCGUGGUGAUAAUAAGGUUUUCUCCCCAAGAUCACAGGUCCAUCUGAAAAGAGCCAGGUUGAGAGAAUAGAGGGAAAGGAGAUUAAAAUGGAGGUGGAAGAGGCAACCAAGUCUGAAGAAGUGCAGGUGGAAGAGGCAACCAAGUCUGAAGAAGUGCAGGUGGAUGUGGCUGGCAGCGAAGAGAAGUCAGAUGAAGCUUUGUCUAAUGGUAGCCACACAACCCCUAAGAGAGGCAGGGGUAGGCCCCCCAAAAACCGACUCGUCUCUGAAUCAGAUCAAGCCUUAUCCAACGGUAGCUCCAGAACAUCUAAGAGGGAACGGGGUAGGCCCAAAAGAUCAGUCACCGAGAAGGGAAGAGGUAGGCCAAGUGGAGCCUUGUCUAAUAGUAGCACCACAACACCUAAAAAAGAUCAGCCAAAAGGAUCAACCUCCAGGUUAGGUGCUAGCUGCAUAACACCUAAGAGGGGAAGGGCCAAAGGAUCCGUGUUCACAAAACCCAAGAUGCUGAAGGUUAUAGGCAAGCCGUCGCCAGGCCAACCCAGUGAAGUGGUUGACCCCACCCCUAAGAAGUGUGGCCGGCCCUUUAAAGUUAAAUCAAAAAGGGGUAGGCCAAAGAAGAUCCUAACACCCGAGGAAGAAGAGGAGAGAAAGAAACUGGAAAGUCAGCCAAGAGUGUUGAAGCCACUUGGAAGGCCACGCAUCCAUCCCCGCAAUGACCCACCAGUCACUGAGCCUAGAGGAAGAGGCCGCCCAUGCAAGUCUGAGGACAAAAGGGGUGCUCACUUGCGGAAACCCCCCAAUCCCAACCCCCCCAUCUAUGAUGGUCCCCCACGGAAAAGGGGCCGUCCCCCUAGUGCAGCAAACAAAGAUAAGAUCGAGGCAGAGCAAGAUGAGGCCAACAGUGAACCUCCAGUCAAACGAUCCUGCAACUCCAACGAAAAAAGCGAGGAAGGAUUUCCUCCAGUCGAAGAGGACAGUGAAACGGGAAAGGUGAACUGAGGAAAGUGAAACCAGAAAGGGGAAUGGAGGAAAGCGGAUGAAUAUACAGAAGACACCAAGAAGCCAGUUAUCCCCAGUGACUGCAGUAGCUUUCUUGGGGCCAUAAGCAGGAUGUUUGGCGACAGCCCGACCAGAGCAAGUACUCCCCACUUCAUAGCUGCCCUGUUUUUUUCUUUUCCUUUUUUUGGGGGGGGGGGGGGGGGGG
Messenger RNA from Oncorhynchus gorbuscha (pink salmon), 1314 nucleotides. RefSeq names its product serine/arginine repetitive matrix protein 2-like. The record is from RefSeq and is a predicted model, not a curated record. Bases 198 to 1109 code for a protein of 303 amino acids. Gene Ontology annotation, molecular function: DNA binding. NCBI's taxonomy places the organism in Eukaryota, Metazoa, Chordata, Actinopteri, Salmoniformes, Salmonidae. The transcript is spliced from 2 exons.